AUUGCCUUUCCAUUGUUCUUGCGAUAAAAGGGUGUAUCUUUUGUUGUUUUCAGAAUACUCUUCACUGUAUCUGUUCUCACAACUAUGUCCCUUUUCUGAAACUAUAAGCAUAAAAAAUAGUGUAUGGUAGUGGUAUACGUCGAUCAAAGUUAAUUUAGGAGAAGUAAAUCAAAUAUGCAACACUGAGAAACAAAAGAUAGGAUUACACGUAUAACCCCUGGACAGCACAAAAUCUCUCUUUUAUUCGGCUUUCUCUUGUCAUGACAUCACUAUUGCUACCUACUGCAUACCUAGGCGGCUGCAUUGCGGCCAUGAGCAUCUUUUCGCAUGUUUAUCGUAGAGCAAAAAAUGCAAAAGCGAUUGAGCCAUGGUUUCCAACCAAUCAAAAGAAAGAGCAAUACAUUGCACUCCUUAAUACCGAAGAAGAAACGAGCGAACACCAUUUGAAAGCGGCAUUACUGGGUCGUGCCAUGGAAGCGGUUCGACGGCUGUUGGUUGUGCAACAAGAAAAACCAGCGCUGAUUGAACUGAUGCGUUCAGGCCAUAUCGGUGAAGAUAUCUGGCGCGAUUUCCAGACGGCUGAGCAAGAAACCAUGGUGGAGGUACAAGAGGUGCUCGCAGAAGCGAACACCUAUGCCAAGGAUUGGCAAAAGACCAUCUUUUCGACUGCAAGUCAGAUGCUAGAGGCAGAGAAACAGAAAGAGGCGAACAAGGAGGUGCAGCUUAUGCGUGAACGUGAGGAGAAACGAUGGGCCAUGGAGCUUCAAAGUGAACAGUUGGAGGAUAAUGUUUUGAACAGAAAGAGCGAGGAGAAGAUGGUAGCAGAGGAAGAGCAAAAGUAGCAAAGUAGUAGUGAAUAAAAAUUAUAAUGGUGAUUUUUUACAUGUGCA
Zychaea mexicana is the source of this 890-nucleotide messenger RNA. Its product is annotated as Sec62/63 complex, subunit Sec66. The coding region runs from base 261 to 842 and encodes 193 amino acids. The record is from RefSeq and is a predicted model, not a curated record. The transcript has 3 exons. Gene Ontology annotation, biological process: post-translational protein targeting to membrane, translocation. Gene Ontology annotation, cellular component: Sec62/Sec63 complex. NCBI's taxonomy places the organism in Eukaryota, Fungi, Mucoromycota, Mucoromycetes, Mucorales, Lichtheimiaceae.